CCGCCCCCGCCCCCGCCCCAGCCACCGCCGACUCUUCCUCAACGAAGGCGUAGAUCAGCGCGUGCCGUCCCCUGACGAGCCUGCCUCAACGUCCCCCGGCCCUGGGCGGCGCAAGGGAGCGUCUGCCCGCGCCUCCCCGGCGCUCCGCAUCGCCUUUUCCGCCGUUUGCUCGCCGGUGGCCGGUGGGCGACGGACUGCUGCCCCGCCCACGCCGCCUCCGCGUGUUCUGAAGGGCUGGGCGCCCUUGCCCUGCCAAACCCGGCGCCACCUCCGCCUGGAACCGUGCGUCGUGUUCUGCGGUAGGAGCCUAGGAGGCCAGAGGCUCCACAGAGUUGGCUUCGCCCCGCGUAUGUGAUUCGCGGCGGCGGCCGGAGCUCGGUACAGGCGCCGCUGGGACGACAACGACGACGACGACUGCGCCGUGGAUGCCUCCGCCGCCGCCGGAUCGGAGGGACUAUCUGUACAGGGAGGGCCGCAGGCACGACGGCGGCGGCGGGGGCGAGCCGCUCCUGCCGCCAGCCCCCACGCCGCCCCGCUGGCGGGACUCGCCCUACCACCCUCCGCCGCCGCCCCUGCGGGACCACGCGCGGCCCUCGCCGCGCCGGGCGCCGCCGUCGGCCUCCUCAGAAGGUUACUACCGACAGGGCGGCGGCGCGUACGACCGCUCCUUCCCUGAUGAGCCGCCGAUAGGCCACACGCCAUCGCGCUCAGACCGGUACUGGGCGGAAGACGACGGCGGAGGAUGCAAGGGCUUCGGCCGGUACGGUGGCGGCGGCCGGAGGGACGGCCGUGACAUGAGGGGGUCUUACCGAAGGUCGCCGUUCAGGGGCUAUGGAAGCGACAUCUCCAGGAACCAUACGGAGCAGCCCCCUCCGCCCCCGCCGAGGAGGUCUCCGUUGAGGUCAGUCGCUGUUCCGAUCUGCUACGACCCUCCAGGCAAUAGAGUUGACAAGGGGGAUAGGGACAACCUCGCGCGGGUGACACCAUGGAGGAGGAGGGAGAGCAGAUCUGAGAUUGCGGAUGCUGCUGGGGCUGGACCUGUGUCUGUUGGCCAGACCAAUCGGCCGGCGCCCUCAGAGAAGGCUUCAGCUCAGCCUUUGGCUGGGGCAGCUCCUCACGGGGCUGAUGAGGAGGCGCCAAGGAAGAAGGCUCGACUUGGAUGGGGGCAAGGUUUGGCCAAGUAUGAGAAGCAGAAGGUGCAAGGCCCUGCAGAUCUUGCUGAAGCUGUUGUUGAUGGGAGCCCAGCUGAUACUGAACAGAAAGCUGCUUUUCCUGUGCCUCCGCCUGAGCCGCCUGCUGCUCCCGCUCCUCCACCUGAACCUCCUGCUGCGCCUGAGCCUCCUGCUCCUGCGCCUGUGCCGCCUGCUGCACCUGCCUCUGCUGCUGUGUAUGUGCCUGCUUCUGUAUCUGCAUCUUCACCUGCGCGCUGCACAUCUCCGGUUGAUGCACCAUCAUCUGCAGCACCAUUUUGUACCUCAGGGCCUGAAGAUAAAUCUUGUGAACAGACGGCAAAUACGGUCAUAAACCCUACUAAAGAUGUCCCUGAAGCUGGUGAUAAAACUUUCAACAAUGAAUUCUCCAUUAAGUUAGAUCAGCUGGGUGAUGAUCCUAUUAAUUCCCUUGCAAACAUGCUUGCUGACGUUCUCCAACAUGAUGAUUCUUGCUCUGGGGAUUCUAAAGGGCCAACCAGUGCAAGUAAGCUGCUGCUACUGAAGGAAAGUAUUUCCAAGGAGAUUGAAAAGACCGAACUCGAGAUUGAUUUGUUGGAAGGUGAACUUAAAUCUGUAAAUUCUGAGGCCGGAACAGCUGCUGAGGGUUCUCCCACAGGUGUCACAUAUGCAGAAAAUAUUUCACCUUCUAGUGGGACAUCAAAGGUCCCUGUUAGUGUGGAGAUCUCUGAAACAUCUCAUGUGAUGAAAGAACCAGGGGAGCUCAUCAGCUCUCCUAAGCCACCUUCGGUGCAGGAUGUUGAUGCCAAAGGUUCUGAUAUGAUGGAAAUUGAGACUGCUCCAGUUCGUAAUGCAAAAACAGUUUCUUCAGAAGAGAGUGCUGUAUCUCCUGUAGUUGCAGAGGAUCCGGCCUGUGCAGCUGCUGUCCUUAGCCCAUUGAAAGCUUCUGAAGGAGCUGGGUCUCAAAUUGAUAUGCACAAUGACAGGCUGGAAACUUCUCCAUGCCAUGAUAAUGCUGAGUCAAUCAAAACAGAAGUUAGUGAUGACCCACCAGUGAGGCAAUGCCCACACCAUGAUCAUAAGUAUAGCUUAUUUGGGUCAGUUACAUCUGCCAAUAACAAUAUAGCCAAAGUAAUGAAUGAAUCGUUAUUUAAAUCAUUGCCUGCUGAUACACUUCACCUUGAUUUAGUGGCACCGAGUCAUCAUCUGAGCCAAAGUAAGAAUGACCAUCGUAUCAAAGAAAGGCUUGGAGUAUUUAAAAAUAGGCUGAGGUUGAAAGAGCAGAUUCUUACCUUAAAGUUCAAGGCAUAUCGUCACUUGUGGAAAGAGGAUCUGCGAUUGCUUUCUGCGAAGAAACAACGCUCAAAGUCUAACAAGCGCAUUGAUCAGAGCAACCGGGCAUCACAUAUUGGAUCUCAGAGGCAACGCUCCUCCAACCGUUCACGAUUGGCCAUGCCUGCUGGUAAUUUAAGUAUAUUCUUAACUCCAGAAAUGUCAGAUGUUGCAAGCAAGUUGUUUUCAGAAUUUCAGAUUAAGCGCUGCAGAAACUACCUGAAAAUGCCAGCGCUGAUUAUAGAUGAGAGAGAGAAGGAAUGCUUGAGGUUUGCCAGCAAGAAUAGCAUGGUCGAUGAUCCUGUUUUAGUCGAGAAGGAGCGGGUAAUGAUAAAUCCAUGGACACAAGAAGAAAAGGAAAUAUUUAUGGAGAUGCUUGCUAAAUUUGGCAAGGAUUUCUCCAAAAUCUCCAGUCUCCUUGUGCACAAAACUACUGCUGAUUGUGUGGAGUUCUACUACAAGCAUCAUAAAUCAGAUAGUUUCCGAGAAGUUAAGAAACUUUUGGACCUUCGACAACAUCAACCCACUGGCAAUUUUCUGGGAGCGAAAUCUGGAAAGAAAUGGAAUCCUGAGGCAAACGCUGCUAGUCUUGAUAUGCUUGGAGUAGCAUCAGUAGUAGCAGCCCAUGGCCUUGAAUAUGCAAACAGAGUGGAGAAAGUCUCUGCGAAAUCCCUCAUCCGUGCUGCAUAUGGGUCCAAUGCUUCUUUUGCAGCCAAAAAAUCUUCUGACAGGGAAUGCAUUAAUAAUGCACCGUUGAAUGAGAGAGAAUCUGUUGCUGCUGAUGUAUUAGCAGGCAUAUGUGGCACUCUCUCUCCUGAGGGAAUGGGCUCAUGCAUCACUAGUUCUGCUGAUCUUGGUAAGAUUAGCAUGACAAGAAUGGAGCAUAUCUUAGCCCCCGAAUUUGACAGAAGCAUUGAUGAGGAAGAUUCACUGUCAGAUGAAGAGUGUGAAGUUGAUCCUGUUGAUUGGAAUGAUAAUGAGAAGUCAAUUUUCAUUGAGGCUAUGAACAACUACGGAAAGGACUUCGCUAGGAUUUCAUCAUGUGUGAAAAGCAAGUCGUAUGAGCAGUGCAAAGUAUUCUUCAGCAAGGCUCGGAAAUCACUUGGUUUGGAUUUGAUCCAUCAAGGAGCAGCUGAUGUUAGUGUGCCAACUAGUGAUACAAAUGGAGGGAGGAGUGAUACUGAUGAGGCCUGUGCUGCUGAAAUGGAUUCAGCUAUCUGUAGCACACAGUCAUGUUCAAAAAUUGAGAUGGUAUGCCCUACUGAAAAAGACAUUGGAGGUAUAAUCACAAAGCAGCCAGAACUUAAUAUAUCAAAUGGGUUUGAUGUUGUGAACAGUAAAACUGGGGAAGAUGAGAAGAAAACUGAAAAAAAAUGUGGUAUUGUUGAUCAUGAAAGGUUCGAUGAAGGUACUCAUCAAGCAGCAUGUGGUCCUAUUGACAUCAAUUGCCCAGAAAGCACAGAGAAGCUGCAUGGAAAAGAUGAUGUCAUUGACCAAGUAAAUAUGCACAACAAUAGUGCCAUCAGCUCCUCGACUGAGCAAGCAAAGGCAGUGCCCUCGGAAGUCCAAUCCUGUUUAGAUUCUGUUGAGGUACUUCAUCAAACAAGCAAAUCCCCUUUGGGGACUGGCACUGAUGCUUCCCAGAUGGAAGAAUGUUCCAACCAUGCUCUUGACGAUAAGCUAAUGAAAGCUGGAAAUUCUGGUGCCUCAUCUUGCAUAGCUUCCGAUAAAUGUAUUAGGGACAAUGUUCACUUUGCAAACACCAUUAGUCCUACAUUCGCUUCAAGUUAUAAGCAUUCUGUGCCAGCGGAUAUGCCCCCGACAAAACCAAAGCCAUUGGUUACUCCCCUUACCCCAAAGGACUUAAUGCCUGUACAGUUCAGUUCUGCAGUUCCUGAUCCUACCGCAAUUCGUUUUGAUGGCAUAGCUUCAAUAACAAUGCCCAAUUUUGAGGACAGUGGUAACAGAGUCAGCAGUUCUUUAGGGCCCAAAGAUAUGAGCAAGUACCCAGCUUUUAAAGACCCAACCGGUAAUCAGCAUGUCACAUUGUUUCGUAAUGUUGAUGGUUACACGAACCAUCUGACAACUGAAUUACCAAUUUUUUCUGAAAGAACUGCAAGUGGCACUGUGAGUACUUCUCAGACUGAUCGGUUCACUCUAACAAAAUUCCAGAAUGGCAGGUCCAGCAGUUUGGGCCUUCCAAACACUUCCGAUGGGAUUCAAUGGGCCAGAAAACACGAAGAAGUACUGCAAGGUUCUCUGAGGUCAUGCUCUCACAAUACAAGUUCUGAUGGUGAUGAGCAACAAAAGCGGCCUGGUGAUGUCAAGUUAUUUGGGAAGAUUCUCAGUCAUCAAUCAUCCUUGCAAAGUUCUGUCUCAUCAUGUAAUGGUAACAAGAGCAAGCCUCCCUCGCCAAAGGUUGACACGUCAUCUGUGAGAUUGUCGAACAAUCCAAGGGAUCGUGUGGUUUGUUCUUCCAGGCCUGGCUUCACUCAUUUGGGUCUGGAGGAAAGAACAGCUCGGAGCUAUGGCCAUUUGGAUGGAAGCACAACACAGCCAGAGCCACUGCUAAUGAUGGCGAAGUGCCAGAGCUUAGCCGGUGUACCGUUUUACUCGGCUAAAAAUGGCACUGUUAGUGUGUUUUCAGAUUAUCAACAGCCUUCGAUUCAGCCGCAUCAGUCAGAUCCAAAACGGCUGGAAAGGUUUUCUGAUCCUCAGAAGCGCAACGGAAUGGAGUUCAUCUCGGGUUUCCAGCAGCCUGGUAAAAUCUCACGGUUUGGGGGUGCUGGUAUCCUUGUAAGCGGGGUCUCAGACCCUGUGGCUGCUCUCAAGGCCCAGUAUGGUCCCAGUUCUAAGGUUAUGGGCAGUGACGUGGAUCCUUGGAAGGACAUAGGAAGCAGGUAGCAUCGGUAGUGGUAGCAGCUUUAGUUCAUGUUUUGUUGCCCCUUUGUAUCAUAUUUAGUUUUUGUAACUUAAAUGAAGAAAACAAGGGAAAGUGAAUGGCUUUCCUGUUCAUACUAUUUGUAGGCUUUGCAGUAGCUGUUCGGUUAUGUAUUUGGCAUUAACAUCUCUUACCUUUUCUGCAGCUCCAUACCCUUUGCUAGCUUGACCUGUCAACAGUGGCACAGUGCUGUAGGUUCGCUAGAGGUGCUGUCCACAGGCUGAUUGUGUUUGUCCGGUAGGAUUUUGUUUUGUCAGUCUAUGCAGAAACCUCACAUCAUUGUAAUAUGGUAAUGCCGAACUCAGAAUAUGCUAGUCUGAUGGAGUUUUGGUUGAAA
Messenger RNA from Panicum virgatum (switchgrass), 5779 nucleotides. RefSeq lists its product as uncharacterized. The record is from RefSeq and is a predicted model, not a curated record. The transcript has 5 exons. Bases 426 to 5405 code for a protein of 1659 amino acids. NCBI's taxonomy places the organism in Eukaryota, Viridiplantae, Streptophyta, Magnoliopsida, Poales, Poaceae.